This is a messenger RNA of Cataglyphis hispanica, 780 nucleotides long. Its product is annotated as mitochondrial import inner membrane translocase subunit Tim29. Lineage: Eukaryota; Metazoa; Arthropoda; Insecta; Hymenoptera; Formicidae. Gene Ontology annotation, cellular component: TIM22 mitochondrial import inner membrane insertion complex. The coding region runs from base 111 to 776 and encodes 221 amino acids. Gene Ontology annotation, biological process: protein insertion into mitochondrial inner membrane. The record is from RefSeq and is a predicted model, not a curated record. The transcript has 3 exons.
UUACAUAACCUAUUAUGUUUUAAAUAAUGAGACGACAUGGUAUCGUGACGACACAUUUAAAUUCGUACAACUAAUUGUUGUAUUUGAAAGCUCUACUAAAUAAAUUUAUCAUGAAUUCUCAACAAAUAAUUCAACUUCCUCAUCGACUCAGAACAGCUUUUGGAUUGUUUACGUCGAGAUUUAAUGAAAUCGGCAAUAAAAUUAAAAACUAUGAAAUUCCUGAAAGAGUUAAAGGCACUUUUCUCGAACGCUUGGCGAAAUAUUGGCACAGUCUGUAUAUAGAUUAUAAGGAUGUUGCAAUUGAUGUAGUUAAAGAUUGCAGAGAACGUCCUGUCCGUGCCACAAUAUAUACUACACUUUUAGGAGGCUGUUUUUAUUUUAGUCGACUCAAUCCAGACGAAACUCUAUUCAGAGAACAAUUGAUAGAAAGUACUAUGAAAUUAAUACUAGUGGGAGAAUCCAUACGCAAUCCUGUUUCAGUUCAGCAUAUAAAAUGGUUGGAGCAAUGUUAUAAUGAAGGACUCAUCAGAAGAUUAAACUUGGGUAUCUUGUCUCUGAUCUGGAUAGAUAAUUAUGACAAAGAUUGUUCAUUUUACAAGGCUGUUUGCCCUUAUCUAAAACCACGAUUUGUAACCUUUCAUGAAAGGAUAGUGGAUGUAGGAUUUCUAGGCAAAUGGUGGAUAUUAGAAAGAAAAAUGAAUGAUUAUGAUAUAAAUGAGGCUGAAUUUAGUAUUGUACAAAAUGCAAAUAAUAUAGACGCUAUUUCAGCGACAUGAUAAA